AUUUGCAAAAUACUGUGCUAAGGCUAAAGCUAUGGUUUGCUUAUUCAUGACAAACUAGGCGAAAGUGCCCCUCAUGCUUAGUCUGCAGCACCCACAUUCAUCAAGCUUCCACGUAUUACGUACGUGUAAGGAAGUGCAAGAAGCCCAACUCACCCAUGCAUCAACCGUGGCCGACGCGCUUCAUUUUAAAGCGGUGGCAGACGCAAGAUAUGCCUUCGUAGCACCACUGUUGCAGAAGAAGCAGUGGUGAAGGAGAAGGUGAUGGCAGACACAGGAAGUAAAUGUGACGACAAAUGCGGGUGCCCCUACCCCUGCCCUGGUGGACCUUCCUGCAGGUGCGCAGCGGGGGAGUUGGGUGCCGGACCGACCACAGUGCGGCAUUCCUACUGCAAGUGCGGAGACCAUUGCAGCUGCACCCCGUGCGAGUGCGUGAGGGCGGCCGGCGGUUCUGCUACCGGCGGAAUUGGAAGAGCCUUUUGCGCCUGCAGGCCUGGCUGCGACUGCGAGAAGUGCAGCGCUUGAGCAGCCGUGGUUGCCGCCGCUCAUCUCUUUGUAGUUUGCUGGCAGCUGGUCAAAACUGCAGUAGAUAACAUGAAAUUCUACAAUUAGGCUUCAAUGAUCAAUUUUCUUUUUUUAAUUCAGAGUGUUAACAGUAUG
This is a messenger RNA of Nymphaea colorata (pocket water lily), 657 nucleotides long. Its product is annotated as EC protein homolog. NCBI's taxonomy places the organism in Eukaryota, Viridiplantae, Streptophyta, Magnoliopsida, Nymphaeales, Nymphaeaceae. The record is from RefSeq and is a predicted model, not a curated record. Gene Ontology annotation, molecular function: zinc ion binding. Bases 262 to 522 code for a protein of 86 amino acids. The transcript has 2 exons.